Messenger RNA from Pseudocercospora fijiensis CIRAD86, 1776 nucleotides. RefSeq lists its product as uncharacterized. The transcript is spliced from 4 exons. The coding region runs from base 1 to 1776 and encodes 591 amino acids. The record is from RefSeq and is a predicted model, not a curated record. Lineage: Eukaryota; Fungi; Ascomycota; Dothideomycetes; Mycosphaerellales; Mycosphaerellaceae.
AUGCGAGCUGCUCCGAACGAGAACAUUGCAAUGUCUUCAUCGUAUCCUGUGGUGUUCUGGGCAGCCUCUGGACAGGCAGUGACGUCUCCUGGUUGGUAUCGGAUGGAGGCGUUUUUCUGUAUUGAUCGGCACGUUCGACGGGUAUACAACCUCGACUCGAUGACUGAUUUCAAACGCCUUCAUCGUGCCACGCGUGAGGAUGCGAUUCUUGGGAAGCGGCAGACGUGCGAUUGCGAACGGAAUAACGCUGGCCCAGAUAUCGAGGCUGUACGCGAGAGAUGGCAACUCGGAGUGUCGUGGAUCCUAUCAGAUCUCUUUGAAAUGGAUAGUCACGCCAAGGCCAAAGUUGGAGGAUGUAAGGCAACGAAGGGGGCCAGCCAGCUCCACUUGAGUGAAGCGAGUGCUUUUUCGGCCCGGUCCGGGCGUGUUUCAAACGGUGCUUCAACAUUUCUACCUGUCUCUGAGUUCGGCAAGACCUCUUUCCUGCAAGAGAAGUUUGCUGCACAACACCGACUCGAACAAUCUUCUUUGUGCCCGCUGAGACCUUCUCCUCAACUCAGUCAAGAAGCGACGAACAGCAUGACUACUCCCCAACCUCCCACCACCACCACCGCCACCGCCAACGACAACAAUAUGGCCUCGAAUACCACGUCCGGCUCCACCAUCACCGCCAAGCGAAUCGCGAAAGACAUCAGCACUGGACGUCCUGCUUGCAUCCAGCUCCAUUGCGCCGGUCGAGAGAAGCACAUCUACAAUAUACCAUCCCCUCUCCACGUAUACGUCGCCAUCUUCUACGGCUCUCGAAAUGCCGCGACCGCAAUCGUCCAAUCCGGCACCAUCACUCAGCCCUCGAAAGCCUUCAACAGCGACGCUGCCCUCAAGUUCUUCACCAGCGCCGCAAGCGACAGCAGCAUCAGCAGGAGUGCUCAGCUGAGUAAGCCUCUUUCGGAAGUCCACCUCGUCCUCGACCUUCGUCAUUCACCAUACGCGCCAAACAUCUAUGCUCACAAUGGCAAGACUAUGGCGGCGUUCAGUCAGUCGAAGAUCCCGGAGUGGGAGUACAAGUUCUCACGCUCUCUCGAGGUUGCGGUUCCGUUCCUCAUUCAAGACCAAAGCGACCUCACGAACUACCGGUACGGAUGUGUGGUCCUCAUCGUCGGAAAGCAUGACCACGAGGAGAAGUGGAGAGUGGAGACGUUCCGCCCAGAGAUCCAGGUCGAGGCUCACACGCCGGACGCCGCGCUCGACACGGUAUGCUCAGUCCUUCUCCAGCGGAUGGAGAAGCAGCCAGUCGAGGCGUUGACGGCUGGAGAUCUACUUCCGGAGACGCUUGGGAAGCUGCAAGUGGCGAUCAUGGCCAUUGAUAUCGGAUGCGAAGGGACGAAGUGGGAGGCUGUUGCGAUCAAGGAGGCCAUGAGUGCUCGCAAGGCGCAUCUUGCUCGCCUUCCCAAGGUUCGAGCUAACGUCAAGCACUCUGGCGUUGACAUGAUGGAGUAUCUGCAGAAGAAGAAGGGCAACGGAGUACCCAAAGACGAAAGGUCUGGCUGGUGGAGGUUUGUACGCCAGCGAGGAUCAUUGAGAAAGCGCCGGCUGCUUGAAUUUGGUUUGGGCGAGAGCGUAUCACCCAGAAUUGUGCGAGCUGCUCAGAGUAGAGAAGAGCAGCACCGGAUGGAUGAGAGAGAAAGCACUGCAAGCAGGACACAGGCAGCGAGACGUGAUGUUGAAGAAGCAAAGUUGAAAAGCCCGAUUUCCCUCUGGAUCUACAGUCCUCCUUGA